Lactuca saligna is the source of this 1861-nucleotide messenger RNA. The record is from the annotation of a GenBank genome assembly. NCBI's taxonomy places the organism in Eukaryota, Viridiplantae, Streptophyta, Magnoliopsida, Asterales, Asteraceae.
AUGUUGGAUCUGUUAUUGAAUCGAAUCAUCCGUAUCUUAAUGCACGAGAAUCUGGGGUUUGGUUGCACGGCUGUUCUGGAGUGCAUAUUGAGUAUUAUCAGGGCCCUAAGGAUGGGGUCCUGCUUAUCCGGAGAAAGCAGGAGCCCUCACCCAAGCUCUCCAUCACCGACUUUCAGUAUCAGAAAGAGGAAAAACGCUAAGAAAAAAACCUCCCGGAGCUCUUCUUUCAAUUCCCAGAGGGAGGAGCACCUCCACCGGAUUCCCGGAAGAAUGUUCUUAAACGGAUCUAGUCAGGCCGCAUCACUCUUCACCCAACAAGGCAAAAAGGGUACCAAUCAGGACGCCAUGAUUGUUUGGGAGAAUUUUGGAUCAAGAACAGACACGGUGUUCUGUGGUGUUUUUGAUGGGCAUGGGCCGUUUGGUCAUAUGGUUGCAAAAAGAGUGAGGGACUCUCUUCCUUUAAAGCUGAGUGCACAUUGGGAACUGAAUAUAAAGGGAAGUAAUGAUGUCCUACGAGAAGUCAACCUUAAUCAUGAAGUAGAAACCCCAUUAACUGGUGAUGAUGAUUCCAGGCUUCUCAUGGAUCUUGAAAUCAAUAAGAAUCCUGAGAAAUUACAGGCCUUGAAGGACACGUUUUUGAAGGCGUUUAAAGUCAUGGAUAGGGAACUCAGAAUGUAUGCAAAUAUCGAUUGCUUCUGUAGUGGGACAACUGCAGUGACUUUGAUUAAACAGGGUCAUGAUCUUGUAAUUGGAAAUGUUGGAGACUCAAGAGCGAUAUUGUGUACAAGAGAUAAUAAAAGUAAUUCUCUUGUUGCUGUUCAGUUGACUGUGGAUUUGAAACCAAAUCUUCCAGCUGAAGCAGAACGAAUCCGUAGAUGCAAAGGUCGUGUUUUCGCUCUUCAAGAUGAACCAGAAGUGACUAGGGUUUGGCUACCCAAUAACGAUUCACCAGGUCUAGCCAUGGCGCGUGCAUUCGGCGACUUUUGCCUCAAGGAUUUCGGCCUCAUCUCCGUUCCCGAUAUCUUCUACCGCCGUUUAACACAAAACGAUCAAUUCGUCGUCUUAGCAUCAGACGGGAUCUGGGAUGUGCUAACGAAUAAAGAUGUUGUGGACAUCGUAGCUUCUGCUGAAUCACGUUCAUGUGCGGCUAGGGCGGUGGUUGAGGCGGCGGUGAGGGCAUGGAAGUACAGGUAUCCGACUUCUAAAGUGGAUGAUUGUGCAGUCGUUUGCCUUUUUCUUUCCCCGCAUUCGAACAAUAAUAUCUCGACGGCUUCCGCCGCUGAUCUGGUGGAUAAAAAGGAGCCGAUCUCUUUGCAAUCGAAACCGAGUGAAGCAUUGGCGCCAGCGGCGGCGGAAGAAGGAGCCGAUGCAGAUGAGGAGUUGGCGGAUGCUGAGCUGGCGGGAACGCUAGACGACGACCAGUCGACGAUGGAGACGGAAGGUGGAAUUGACUGGUCUGCCCUUGAAGGCGUGGCACGUGUCAACACAUUGUUAACUUUGCCGCGGUUCGUGCCGGAGGAGGACGGAAAACAGCCACCGGGAAACAAAAAGACCAAUUGAAGACGACGGAGACUGACGGAUUCUUGGAAAUUUAUUUUCGGAUGCGUUUUGAUUUUUUGUUCAUUUUUGUGGUUUGUUUGAUUAAAAUAAUUGAAAAUUGAAAAGGGAAAAAAAAAGAUUAAAGAACAAAAAGCCUCGACUAUAUUAGAGCGUUGGGGCAGAAUCGUAAUUUUGUAAAACCAGCUCUUCUUGGGUAUAUUUUGUUUUCUGUUUUUUAUUUAUUAUUUUUUGUUAUAUUCAAACUGUGUCAUUUGUUAAUCAAAAUAAUAUUGUUACAUCAGAGAUUUUGUGCUUUUCUGAG